Molecule: messenger RNA, 1125 nt
Organism: Megalobrama amblycephala (Wuchang bream)
Lineage: Eukaryota; Metazoa; Chordata; Actinopteri; Cypriniformes; Xenocyprididae
Gene: lg22h8orf33
Product: linkage group 22 C8orf33 homolog
Exons: 6
Coding region: 236-949 (237 amino acids)
Source: RefSeq, a predicted model, not a curated record
AGUAUUUAUAAUAGUUAUAGCGCGGUUUUGAUGCAAUUGUUAAAGCCGCUCGGUUUCUACAGUUGAAUCACUUUGUUUAAACGGUUAACUGCCUUUAUGACUGUUUUAUUAGCAAUCUUUGUGAAACAUCGGUGUUAAAAAUCUUUCCAUUUCAAGUCCUGAAUCUGUUUGGUGUCGAUUACAUAACCGUCGUACUACGCGCGUAUUUGGUUUUCAGAAGAAUAAAACUCCAGGUAUGACAGAGGAAUCAACUGGAGCAGGAACUCCCAGAAUGCUGGGAAAUGAAAAAAGCACGGAUGGUCAGAGUGAAGAGGCAGAAACUGACACAGUUCUGCACCCCAAAACAGCUGCCCAAAACUCUGAGGCUCCCACCAAUGCUAAAAAACCCAAGAAGAAGAAGAAGAAAGCAGGUGAUGGAAAAGACACUCAGCGGAAAGGGAUAAAAAGCACAGCUGAGGAAACAUCUAAACAAGAGACCACAGAAUUAACUCCUGAUGAGCAGCUGAACCGAGAGCUGGACUGGUGCAUCGAACAGCUCGAGCUGGGCCUGAGAACUCAAAAAUCAUCCAGCAAACAAAGGGAAGAAGCAAGAAGUGCUCUGAAGACUUUACGCAGCUCCAAAGCUCCCUUGGUGAAGAAGAGGCAGGUAAUGCGAGCGGUCUCAGGAGACUACAGGAAGAAGAUGGAAGAGGAAAAAGCCAGACAGUUCAAACUCAUACAAUCAGCAAUGACCUCUGCCCGGGUCACCACUGUCUCUGAGUGCAAACCAGUGUUCCACCGUCGAGCUGAGAGGAACACACCACCCACAGACAAAACAGAUAAAUCUCAAGAGACGCACACUCUGCAAGGGCCCCGGGAGACAAAUGAACACACACAGACUGAUGACGACACAAAACCUUUUGUUUUCACUAAAACACAUGAAGAGUUUUGCUUCAACUUCAAUUUGUGACUGUACACAUUAACAUCAACCAGCAGGAUCUGUGCCUUAAGUAGACGUGUGGUCAAGUAUUACAUACUUCUAUUGCAUAAUUUUGCUAUACAUUCUUUAUGCAUUUCAUUAAGAAUACAAUAUUGUUGAUCAUAUUUCAAUAGAAAAAAAUGCAAUUAAAGAGAAUACAACCUAUA